AUGAGACUAGGUACUGAAAAUGGUGAUUAUAGCUCAUCUACUGGGCCAAGUUUGGAUGGAAGUUUCAGAAAUCCUGGAUCUGUUGCCUUGGUUUCUACAACAGCCAGCACUUCUAGCAAAUUUAUCCCAACUUCAAAAAGAGUGUACAAAGUUCUCAAGGAGUAUGUUAUGGAACUUGCUGACCUCAAUGUAUUUAGGAAUCAUCUUGAAGAUUGGGUUGAAGAGAAUUUGUACUCAAAUCCUAGUGGCGAACAUUCUUUUGGGUCACCCUUCUUAAUUGAUGAAUUGCGUAACUUUGAUUUCGCAUUGGAAGGGGUUCUAUUUCAACAGCUAUUGCGCAUGCCUUUCCCGCCUUAUUCUUCUGAAAAUCUAAAAGAAGAUGAGUAUUUGGCGCUGGAAGAUUUCAUGCAUACUGCUGCUGAUGGCCUGUGGCAUGCAUUCUGGCAUAAAAAUAAACCCUUUCCGUAUUUUGUAUCCUGUCCUUCUUAUCCUGGAUCCAAGUUUUAUACUGUUGAGAAAGCAAUAUUAAGGGGAAGACUGGGAAGGUUGUGUGGUGCGGCUUUAAUGUCAAAAAAUAAGGGCAAUACACAUGCGCAUUGGGAUAAUGUGGUCAAGUUUAUCUUGUUCAAACAAGAUGUGACAGGAAGUGAAUUCGGGUUUUCUCCUACUAUUGUUUGUGAAGCUCUCUUCUAUGCAGUCCAUAUACUUCUUUCUAGGAGCUUGAGCAGGUAUAACACUGUGACAAGUGAUUGUGUUUUUGUAUCAGUUCUCGACUCUAAAUUCGGAGGUGUUGUGAAACUUGGUGGUGAUCUUGGAAAACUCAAAGUCGAUUUGGCUAACCCGUAUCACUCCAUUGUAGAGUGGAUUACAUGUCAUGCAGAAGUCAGCAUUUCCCCAGUAGACCGAAUAUGGAACAAGCUCGGGAAUGUAAACUGGGGAGACUUUGGAACUCUCCAGCUACUUCUUGCGACUUUUUACUCUAUUGUCCAUUGGAAUGGACCACCAAGAAAGUCAAUGGACUCACUUGCUGCAAAUCACAGUCUUCGCCUUCAGCAGCGCAGAAUGGAGUGCCGCCUUACUGAGAAUGAAAAUGCUCUAGUUCCAUAUCAACAUGAGAACAAUCAUCAAGGAGAAAUUGAAGAGCUAGAGUAUCAAAAUAAUCAAACCUUCAAAAAGAAAGGAUCCCGACUGAAGCUUAAUCCGGGGGAAAUAUUAUUACUAGAAGAUCAGUUCCAGGGACAGAUAAGUUUUCAAAUACAGGAAUUUCUGGAUGAUGGGAAUGGCUGUUCCUAUAUUGCUGUUGCUUCAGAGAAUCUGACAAAAUUCUUGACUUUAUACAUUGGCGCACAUCCAUCUUGUUUGGAGCCAUCUUGGGAGGACAUGAGCCUAUGGUACCAAGUACAAAGGCAAACCAAAGUUUUGAAUAUCUUAAAAGAUCAGGGUAUAUCCAGUAAGAAUCUUCCUGAAAUAAUAGCAUCAGGUAGAAUCGUGCACUCCGGCCCUUGCGAAAAACAAACCCCCAAGGGACGCUGCGAUCAUCCUUGGUGUGGAACUCCAAUACUCGUAACAUAUCCAGUUGGAGAACCUCUUUCGUCCAUCAUAUCUCAUGAUUGCCCAUUUUCCGUGGAAGAAGCAACCCGUUGCUGUCGAGACUGCCUAUCAGCUUUGAGAAGUGCAAAAAUGGCCAAUAUUCAACACGGUGAUCUCUGUCCAGAAAACAUAAUGCACAUUAUCGACAACCAAGGUUCCAGAAACAGUAGUUUGUUCGUUCUUGUCUCAUGGGGUCGGGCUGUUUUGGAGGAAAGAGACAGCCCUGCAUUAAAUUUGCAGUUCUCCUCUGCUCAUGCUCUUCAACACGGAAAACUUUGUCCAUCAUCAGACAUUGAGAGUCUUGUUUACCUUAUCUACUCCAUCUGCGGUGGAGCCAUGCAACAGCAAGAUUCGAUUGAAUCAGCACUUCAAUGGAGGCAGAAAUGCUGGGCAAAACGUGUUAUCCAGCAGUAUCUGGGUGAGAUUUCGCCUCUCUUGAAAGCAUUUGCUGAUUAUGUCGACAGUCUAUGUGGUACACCAUAUCCAGUAGAUUAUGAUAUUUGGUUAAAGAGGCUAAAUGGAGCUGUGGAUAGUUCAGCAGAGGGGGGGAAAAUGGUUGAAGAGAUACUGAGAAUAAAGGAUGUUGCUGAGUCUUCAGGAACUUCAGGAGGUGGAAAUUCCUUAUCAGCUUGA
This is a messenger RNA of Fraxinus pennsylvanica, 2223 nucleotides long. The record is from the annotation of a GenBank genome assembly. NCBI's taxonomy places the organism in Eukaryota, Viridiplantae, Streptophyta, Magnoliopsida, Lamiales, Oleaceae.